GAGCCGAGAUCGCGUCACUGCACUCCAGCCUGGGUGACACAGUGAGAUCCUGUCUCAAAAAAGAAAAAAAGAAAGAAAGAAAGAAAGAAAGAAAGAAAGAAAGAAAAAGAAAAGAAGGCAAACCAGUAAAACAAGAAUUUCUGUACAGUCCGCGCCUAUCCAUAGCAAAAUGGAGGACUUCUCCAGGGAACUGCAACUCCCAAGAAGCAAUGCGAGGGAAGGUGGCGGUCACAAUUUUUUCCCCGUCUGCACCUCUAGGUCCAAUAUUGGAAAUAGGUGCUGACGUUUAAAUAACACAGCGUCCUCAUACUAAAUCUGGGGGGGAACUGGUAACUCGAAAACCAAAUACUCGGUCUUCCGAAAGAACUAACUCAACCUACUCCUCUGCAAGAGGGUCCGAAAACCAUUGUUACGCCCAUUGGGUAGCCCCGCCCUUGGGGGGGGCAAAGGGCGUGAAAGCGGAAGUGACGACACCCGGCGCUCCACUAAAUAGCCGUAGACGGAACCUCGGCUUUCUCUCGGCCUUAGCGCCAUUUUUUUGGAAACCUCUGCGCCAUGAGAGCCAAGUGGAGGAAGAAGCGAAUGCGCAGGCUGAAGCGCAAAAGAAGAAAGAUGAGGCAGAGGUCCAAGUAAACCGCUAGCUUGUUGCACCGUGGUGGCCACAGGAGCAGAAACAUGGAAUGCCAGACGCUGGGGAUGCUGGUACAAGUUGUGGGACUGCAUGCUACUGUCUAGAGCUUGUCUCAAUGGAUCUAGAACUUCAUCGCCCUCUGAUCGCCGAUCACCUCUGAGACCCACCUUGCUCAUAAACAAAAUGCCCAUGUUGGUCCUCUGCCCUGGACCUGUGACAUUCUGGACUAUUUCUGUGUUUAUUUGUGGCCGAGUGUAACAACCAUAUAAUAAAUCACCUCUUCCGCUGUUUUAGCUGAAGAAUUAAAUCA
Molecule: messenger RNA, 941 nt
Organism: Pan troglodytes (chimpanzee)
Lineage: Eukaryota; Metazoa; Chordata; Mammalia; Primates; Hominidae
Gene: RPL41
Product: ribosomal protein L41
Exons: 4
Coding region: 556-633 (25 amino acids)
Biological process (GO): translation
Cellular component (GO): ribosome
Molecular function (GO): structural constituent of ribosome
Source: RefSeq, a predicted model, not a curated record